AUGCGCUUACUGAUCGUUCUACUGAUUUGCCUGAGCUGCUGCUCCUACUCCAUAUUCGGUCUCAAGUGCCGAUCCCAGGAGGGAUUGGGUGAGGCGGAGCUAAAGAGAACAAUACGCAGCUGUAUGCAACGUCAGGACGACAGCGAGGAUCGAGGCCGAGAAGGGCAGAGCAGACAGGGGAGUACCUAUGGAUUCGAUUACGGACGUGAUCAAAAUGAUGAGGAUAGGGAUAGAGAUCGAAAUCCAAACAUCAUGGGUGGCUAUAACAACCGCAGGCAAAGAGGUCUAAGGCAGACGGAGAGCAGGAACAACAGUACAGGCAGCAGCGGCGGACAGUGUGUGGCCCAGUGCUUUUUCGAGGAGAUGAAUAUGGUUGACGGCAAUGGAAUGCCCGAUCGCCGCAAGGUGAGCUAUCUGAUGACCAAGGACCUUCGGGAUCGGGAGCUGCGCAACUUCUAUGCGGACACCGUGCAGCAGUGUUUCCGAUAUUUGGAGAACAACAGCAGGAACAGGCAUAACAAGUGCACCGUCUCCCGGGAGCUGGUCAAAUGCAUGUCGGAAUACGCUAAGGCGCAGUGCGAGGACUGGGAGGAGCACAAGAACAUGCUCUUCAACUAGGAAUAAACUUACCC
Messenger RNA from Drosophila eugracilis, 632 nucleotides. RefSeq names its product odorant-binding protein 59a (gene Obp59a). The transcript is spliced from 2 exons. Gene Ontology annotation, molecular function: odorant binding. The coding region runs from base 1 to 618 and encodes 205 amino acids. The record is from RefSeq and is a predicted model, not a curated record. NCBI's taxonomy places the organism in Eukaryota, Metazoa, Arthropoda, Insecta, Diptera, Drosophilidae.